Messenger RNA from Staurois parvus, 376 nucleotides. NCBI's taxonomy places the organism in Eukaryota, Metazoa, Chordata, Amphibia, Anura, Ranidae. The record is from the annotation of a GenBank genome assembly.
AUUAGAGCCCCAUCUGUAAGGGACCGCCCGGCGGUACCACUAGCAGCACUCCACUGAUCAGGCGUCCCCAGCGUACGGAGUCUAAGCCCCAGAAUACUUGUUCACCAGAGCCCCUGAUGGUGGGGAUGGACUUGGAGUAGCCCGGGACCAGGUCGUGACUACUGAGGAUACCAGUCAGUGGUAGGGGUAUUCGCCAGGAGACCCCGUUGAGAGGGAUGGAUGGAUGGCUGAGCAAGUGCAAAGUCAGGCAGGCCGGGUCGGUAACUGCCAGGUCAGCAACAGCAGGUCAGAUCCAAUAGGGGGCAUCCAGGAGAGAGGUCAGGCAAGCAAGGGUCAAGACAGGAGAAAGCAGCAAGGUCAGGGCACAAUCCGGGUC